UACCGUAAGCACCAUGACUGCAACCAGCCUUACCAAUGCCUCACCGAUAUGAACUAGUAAAUACACGAGCGACUGCUAGCGCCACCACAAGCCCCGCCGCCGCAUAACUGUUUGUGCCAAGUCCUUUCGUGGAUUGGUAGAUCGUCAAGAUGACGAAGGGUACCUCCAGUUUUGGAAAACGGAGAAAUAAGACCCACACGCUGUGCCGGCGUUGCGGGCGCAGCAGUUACCACAUUCAGAAGUCGCGAUGUGCCCAGUGCGGCUACCCCAACAGCAAGAUGCGCAGCUACAACUGGAGCGUCAAGGCUAAGAGGAGGAAGACCACCGGCACCGGUCGGCUCCGCCACCUCAGGAAGGUCUGGAGGCGUUUCAGGCACGGUUUCCGUGAGGGAGGUCUUCCGAAAUCCCAGAAGCAUGCAGUUGCUGGUGGAUCAGCUGGUGGCAAAUAAACAAUGUGUAUAAAAGCCGACACAAAAGCUCAGACAAUAAAACUGGGCAUUCCCAA
Molecule: messenger RNA, 505 nt
Organism: Dermacentor albipictus
Lineage: Eukaryota; Metazoa; Arthropoda; Arachnida; Ixodida; Ixodidae
Gene: RpL37a
Product: ribosomal protein L37a
Biological process (GO): translation
Cellular component (GO): cytosolic large ribosomal subunit; ribosome
Molecular function (GO): structural constituent of ribosome; RNA binding
Source: RefSeq, a predicted model, not a curated record